Molecule: messenger RNA, 1058 nt
Organism: Tupaia belangeri chinensis (Chinese tree shrew)
Lineage: Eukaryota; Metazoa; Chordata; Mammalia; Scandentia; Tupaiidae
Gene: MC3R
Product: melanocortin 3 receptor
Exons: 1
Coding region: 25-1023 (332 amino acids)
Biological process (GO): G protein-coupled receptor signaling pathway
Cellular component (GO): membrane
Molecular function (GO): melanocortin receptor activity
Source: RefSeq, a predicted model, not a curated record
UGAGCCCAGCUCAGACCAGCUCAGAUGCGAGCAAUGAACGCUUCAUGCUGCCUGUUCUCUGCUCAGCCGACGCUGCCCAACGGCUCCCAGCGCCUCGCAGCCCCUUCCUUCGGCAACCAGAGCGGCAGCGGCUUCUGUGAGCAGGUCUUCAUCAAGCCCGAGGUCUUCCUGGCUCUGGGCAUCAUCAGCCUGCUGGAAAAUGUCCUGGUCAUCCUGGCCGUGGUGCGCAACGGCAACCUGCACUCGCCCAUGUACUUCUUCCUGUGCAGCCUGGCCGCGGCCGACAUGCUAGUGAGCGUGUCCAACGCCCUGGAGACCAUCAUGAUCGCCGUGGUCAACAGCAACUACCUGACCUUGGAGGACCGCUUCAUCCAGCACAUGGACAACAUCUUCGACUCCAUGAUCUGCAUCUCCCUGGUGGCCUCCAUCUGCAACCUCCUCGCCAUCGCCGUGGACAGGUACGUCACCAUCUUCUACGCGCUCCGCUAUCACAGCAUCAUGACGGUCGGGAAGGCGCUGGCUCUGAUCGCAGCCAUCUGGGUGUGCUGCGGGGUCUGCGGGGUGGUGUUCAUCAUCUACUCCGAGAGCAAGACGGUCAUCGUGUGCCUCAUCACCAUGUUCUUCGCCAUGCUGCUGCUCAUGGGCACCCUGUACGUGCACAUGUUCCUCUUCGCCCGGCUGCACGUCAAGCGCAUCGCGGCGCUGCCGCCUGCCGACGGGGCAGCCCCACAGCAGCGCUCCUGCAUGAAGGGGGCCGUCACCAUCACCAUCCUGCUGGGGGUGUUCGUCUUCUGCUGGGCCCCCUUUUUCCUCCACCUGGUCCUCAUCAUCACCUGCCCCACCAACCCUCACUGCAUCUGCUACGCGGCGCACUUCAAUACCUACCUGGUCCUCAUCAUGUGCAACUCGGUCAUCGACCCCCUCAUCUACGCCUUCCGCAGCCUGGAACUGCGCAACACCUUCAAGGAGAUUCUCUGCAGCUGCAGUGCCGUAAACUUGAACUUGAACUUGAACUUGGGGUAGGACUCCAGGCCAUACAAUGGUCAUCAGCGGGGUCC